Messenger RNA from Zea mays, 592 nucleotides. Its product is annotated as SAUR14 - auxin-responsive SAUR family member. Gene Ontology annotation, biological process: response to auxin. NCBI's taxonomy places the organism in Eukaryota, Viridiplantae, Streptophyta, Magnoliopsida, Poales, Poaceae. Bases 120 to 431 code for a protein of 103 amino acids. The record is from RefSeq and is marked provisional. The transcript has a single exon.
ACAUUCCCUAGCUGCUAGCUCCACUCCCCACCAGCUCUAUGCCGCAGUGUGCGCAAGCGCAAGCAAACCCAGAGCCCCACCUGCCGCUGUGCCGCCACUCCGGGUAACCGCGCGUGGGGAUGAGGCAGCUGGCGCGGCGGCUCACUCGCGUCGCGGACUCCUCAGCGUCCCCGGCGGAGGAGCGGCGGGGCGUCGAGAAGGCUCCGCAAGCGGCGGCAGUGCCCGAGGGCCACGUGCCGGUGCACGUCGGGGAGCGGUCGGACGGCGAGGCGGAGCGCUUCCUCGUGCGGGCUGAGCUGCUGGGCCGCCCGGCGCUGGCCCACCUCCUGGGCCGUGCUGCCCAAGAGUACGGGUACGGCCACCAGGGCCCGCUCAGGAUCCCGUGCUCCCCCGCCGCCUUCCGCCGGGCGCUCGCGGCCCUCGAGCCUUGACAGCGCCGCUGCCGCAGUGCCGCCUGCCGCCGAGCCGACGGGCAAGCUAUUUGGGCUCCCUUCUUUCUACUUGUGUUGUAUUUGUCACCUAUAAAAUACGUCCUAAACAGGAGGCGUACGUAUGUAUGAUCAAAACAAUUCAACGAACCUGGUACCUAUUA